This is a messenger RNA of Acanthocheilonema viteae, 900 nucleotides long. The record is from the annotation of a GenBank genome assembly. NCBI's taxonomy places the organism in Eukaryota, Metazoa, Nematoda, Chromadorea, Rhabditida, Onchocercidae.
AUGCAUAUUGGUGAUUUGAAACGAGCAGUGGAAGAUGUUAUUCUACGACCUGAUGAUAAUCGUCUUAGUGAUAUGGAGGAACGUUCCACGAUAGCUGCUCUCGAUCUAUGCCAGUUAGGACAAGCACAGGGAACUUUACCACGAACUUCAACUUCAAAUGAAAUGCAACGACAACGAACUGCUACAGCACUUACAUCAGCCUCGUAUAGUGGUGACAUGCUUGCCAGUUCAACGGAAAGUACUUGUAGUACUUCGGUAACAACUUCCAGUGGCCGUAUUACAGGUGCUCCACCACUAAGCAUGAGUACAUCUCUUGAUACUAUGGUGCUACGACAGACUCUCUCUUUUCGACCAUCUUUAGGUAUGUCACGUCGUUCAAGUCGGGUCCUUCCACAUUACAGUCACAGCAAGCGAAAACGUUCAAAUUCAGUAUCUUCAUGUAUGAAUAAAGGCUGUUUAACACAGCACGGUGUAGCAAGCACAGCAGGUGUUAGUGCAACGACAACCGGUGGCGCAUCGGCACUUUCGUUACCCCCAACAGCUCGACAUACACCUUUCCGAUUCGGCGAUUUUGACGAACAUUCUUCUACGAGAUCGACAAGUGGUGAUAAUCCUUCUCCGACUCUUUAUACCACGAGUCUUACUGAACCAAUAUUAGGAAUUCGCAUUCAGCAACAGCAUCAGCCAUUGCUAUCUGAAGAAUGGACAAAAAUAUAUAAGGAAAGAAGAAAUGAUCCAAGCCAACAGCAUGCUAGCAUGUUUGAAGAUACUCUGAUAGCAAAUCGGCAAGCGACAAAUAAUUGUACGCCGAAAUUAUUUCCUGUAAGCUCAUUUACUGCAUUUCGUGAAGCACAUAAAGCUUACGAUUCGGAUAAUGAAGAACAGAUGGAAUGUGACUAA